CCUCGCGCGCUCCUGCUCCGCCGCGACCAUCCGGGGGGCUGCUCCUCCCAAGUACCAUGUGUGACGGCGCCCUGCUGCCUCCCCUCGCCCUGCCCUUGCUGCUGCUGCUGGUUUGGGGACUGGACCCGGGCACAGGAGCCAUGGUUCUCAUCCUGGCGCUGGCAUCCGACUUCCCCCGGAAGACUUGUUCCCUGGUGGCGAGGCCCCACCCCACCCGAGAGCUGGAAUUCCUGGCAGGGUCCCAGGUGCUGCUGCUGGUUUGGGACCUCCUUUGGGGGAUCGCUUGCCCGGGGCAAGGAGGAGCCUUUCUGGCUAUUGACGUGGGGGUCUCUGAUGAUAGCAGUGGCGUCGGCCUCAUCCAGCUGGGGCAGGAACAGGUGCUCCUCCAGCCCCUCAACAGCUCCCGGGGCCCACACGGCGGCCGAGAACACCUGCUCAGGCGCAAAUGGUCCCUGGCACCCAGCCCCUCCGCCCAGGCCCAGGCCCCGGGCCCGCUCUGCCAGGUGCUAACAGAAAAGAAGAAGCCGGGGAAGGGCGGGCCGUCGCUGGACUGGCGGGAGCGGAGGAGCGCCAUCCGGCUCACCAACGAGCACACAGUGGAGACCCUGGUAGUGGCCGAUGCCGACAUGGUGCAGUACCACGGGGCCGAGGCCGCGCAGAGGUUCAUCCUCACCGUCAUGAACAUGGUUUACAAUAUGUUCCAGCACCAGACCCUGGGGAUUAAGGUGAACAUCCAGGUCACCAAGCUCGUGCUGCUGCGACAGCGCCCUGCCAAACUGUCCAUUGGGCAUCACGGAGAGCGGUCCCUGGAGAGCUUCUGCCACUGGCAGAACGAGGAGUACGGAGGCGCCCGGUACCUUGGCAACAACCAGGUGCCCGGAGGCAAGGACGACACGCCCCCCGUGGAUGCCGCCGUGUUCGUGACCAGGACAGAUUUCUGCGUGCACAAAGACGAACCGUGUGACACCGUCGGGAUUGCUUACUUAGGAGGCGUGUGCAGUGCCAAGAGGAAGUGUGUGCUCGCCGAGGACAACGGCCUCAACCUCGCCUUCACCAUCGCCCACGAGCUGGGCCACAACUUGGGCAUGAACCACGACGACGACCAUGCGUCCUGCGCCGGCAGGUCCCACAUCAUGUCGGGGGAGUGGGUGAAAGGCCGGAACCCCAGCGACCUCUCCUGGUCCUCCUGCAGCCGAGAUGACCUUGAAAACUUCCUCAAGUCGAAAGUCAGCACCUGCUUGCUGGUCACGGACCCCCGGAGCCAGCACGCCGUGCGCCUCCCUCACAAGCUGCCUGGCAUGCACUACAGCGCCAACGAGCAGUGCCAGAUCCUGUUUGGCACCAACGCCACCUUCUGCAGAAACAUGGAGCAUCUGAUGUGCGCGGGGCUGUGGUGCCUGGUGGAAGGAGACGCCUCCUGCAAGACGAAGCUGGACCCGCCCCUGGAUGGCACCGAGUGUGGGGCCGACAAGGUACCCACCCCCGCCAACCCCCGUGGGCAGCCCCCGUCCCUUGGGCAUUGGGCACUGUUCUCAGACACCCCCGGGAAAUCUGGNNNNUUCAGGCAGAGGAAAUGCGACAACCCCCCCCCCGGGCCCGGAGGCGCGCACUGCCUGGGCGCCAGCGUGGAGCACGCGGUCUGCGAGAACCCGCCCUGCCCCAAGGGCCUGCCCAGCUUCCGGGACCAGCAGUGCCAGACCCAUGACCGGCUGAGCAGCAAGAAGAAGGGCCUGCUGACGGCGGUGGUGGUGGACGAUAAGCCGUGUGAGCUGUACUGCUCGCCCCUGGGGAAGGAGUCCCCGCUGCUGGUGGCCGACAGGGUCCUGGACGGCACGCCCUGUGGGCCCUACGAGACCGACCUCUGCGUGCACGGCAGGUGCCAGAAGAUCGGCUGCGACGGCAUCAUCGGGUCAGCGGCCAAAGAGGACCGGUGCGGGGUGUGCAGCGGGGACGGCAAGACCUGCCGCGUGGUCAAGGGCGACUUCAGCCACUCCCGGGGGACAGGCUAUAUCGAAGCUGCUGUCAUUCCUGCCGGAGCUCGGAGGAUCCGCGUGGUGGAGGACAAACCCGCCCACAGUUUCCUAGCCCUCAAAGACUCCAGUCGGAGGUCCAUCAACAGCGACUGGAAGAUCGAGCUCCCCGGAGAGUUCCAGAUCGCCGGCACCACGGUCCGCUACGUCCGCAGGGGCCUGUGGGAGAAAAUUUCUGCCAAGGGACCGACCAAAAUUCCCCUGCACUUGAUGGUGUUGUUAUUUCAUGACCAGAAUUACGGAAUUCACUACGAGUACACCAUCCCCGUGAACGCCACAGCUGAGAAUCAGAGCGAACCCGAGAAACCCCACGACUCCUUGUUCAUCUGGACCCACAGCGGCUGGGAGGGGUGCAGUGUGCAGUGUGGAGGAGGGGAACGCAGGACCAUCGUGUCCUGCACGCGCAUCGUGAACAAGACCACGACGCUGGUGAAUGACAGCGAGUGCCCCGCAGCAAGCCGCCCGGAGCCCCAGGUCCGAAGGUGCAACUCACACCCAUGCCAGGCACGGUGGGUGGCCGGCCCGUGGAGCCCCUGCUCCGCGACCUGCGAGAAGGGCGUCCAGCAGCGGGAGGUGACCUGCGUGCACCAGCUGCCGAAUGGCACCCACGUCACCACGCGGCCCCUCUACUGCCAGGGCGCCCGGCCUGCACCCGUGCAGAGCUGCGAGGGCCAGGACUGCCUGUCCAUCUGGGAAGCGUCCGAGUGGUCACAGUGUUCCGCCAGCUGUGGCCACGGCACGCAGAAGCGCACGGUGACCUGCACCAACUCCCAAGGGAAGUGCGACGCGUCCACCCGGCCCCGCGCGGAGGAGGCGUGCGAGGACUACUCCGGCUGCUACGCGUGGAGGACCGGGGACUGGUCCAAGUGCUCCUCCACCUGUGGGAAGGGCCUGCAGUCCCGCGUGGUGCAGUGCAUGCACAAGGUCACCGGGCGCCAUGGCAACGAGUGCCCCACCCUCUCGAAGCCGGCGGCCUACAGGCAGUGCCACCAGGAGGUCUGCAAUGACAAGAUCAAUGCUGUUGUAUGCACCAGCCCGCGGGCUGCCCUGACCUAUAAGUGCACGCGGGACCAGUGGACCGUGUACUGUCGGGUCAUCCGGGAAAAGAACCUUUGCCAGGACAUGCGGUGGUACCAGCGUUGCUGCCAGACGUGCAGGGACUUCUACGCCAACAAGAUGCGCCGACCACUGCCCCCGCCCUCACCAAGCUCAUGACACGCGCUCCCGCAGUCCCGCCACACUCCAGGGCCAGCUGAACACCCACCCAUCUGAGGGCACAGCAGUCCUGCAGCCAGGAUCCUCCAGAGCACAGCGCCCCUCCCCCCAGGCCAUCCCAAGAAUCCAGUCCCCGUAGAACUCAAGUGUGGACUUGACCUUUGCCUUGGUGCUUUUAUACUUAAUAUAUUGUUCAGAGCCACUGGCUGGCUUUCUGCAGUAAGGGGAAGAUAGGCCUGAGCCACAGAAUCGGCACAGUCUCGAAGGUUCCCUGGACCUCGGCGGGGGCACCUCUGACAACCGACAGCAGAGCAAGAUGUCAUUGGCCGCCUCUGCCUCCACUCUCUUCUGAGGUCCGGAUUCCUGGUGCUUCGUGUAUCACGGGGUGGAGCAGCCCAAACGGGACCGUGGACAUGCAAUCAGGCUUUAUUCUGAAAGCCAGCGGCACCCUGGGCGGAAGGACAGAUGCCGG
Myotis davidii is the source of this 3717-nucleotide messenger RNA. It is a transcript of the gene ADAMTS17, whose product is annotated as ADAM metallopeptidase with thrombospondin type 1 motif 17. Bases 57 to 3245 code for a protein of 1062 amino acids. Gene Ontology annotation, biological process: extracellular matrix organization; proteolysis. Gene Ontology annotation, molecular function: metalloendopeptidase activity. Lineage: Eukaryota; Metazoa; Chordata; Mammalia; Chiroptera; Vespertilionidae. Gene Ontology annotation, cellular component: extracellular matrix. The transcript has 24 exons. The record is from RefSeq and is a predicted model, not a curated record.